CGUACUACCUCCUCCUAUCGAGCGAACGAAACUAACCCCACUACUAGCCUCCUGCUAGCUAGCUAUAGCUUGGCUGUGUGUGGAGGCUGCUGUGGGCAGUGUGAUCGAUCGACUCGAUCGGCCGGCCGGUCAGUGGCUAUAUAUGCCCACCCCCCGUCCGUUGCCAUUGUUUCCUUGUACCCCGUCACCGGCAACAACUUCAUUCCCCUCGACUAGACUCCCUCCUCCUUCGUUCCAUCUCCUUCGGUUCAAGCCCCGGUCCCGUUUAGGUUCAUCAAUGGUGGCUAGUUGUAGGCUGUAGCGCUCCCUAUUGGUGGAGCAUUGCACUCCGGCUACAUCAGUGUCUUCUUUACGUACCCUCCCUAUUCUCGAUCCAUCGAUCUCUCCUCUCCUUAACUACUUGACCGACUACACCACACCACACCACACACAAGGGAAGGGAAGGGAAGGGAUCAUCAUGAGCAUCUCGGUGAACGGGCAGUCGGUGGUGCCGCCGGGGUUCCGGUUCCAUCCGACGGAGGAGGAGCUGCUCACCUACUACCUCGCCAAGAAGGUGGCCUCGCAGCGGAUCGACCUCGACGUCAUCCCCGACGUCGACCUCAACAAGCUCGAGCCAUGGGACAUCCAAGAGCGGUGCAGGAUCGGCACCGGCCCGCAGAACGACUGGUACCUGUUCAGCCACAAGGACAAGAAGUACCCGACGGGCACGCGCACCAACCGCGCCACCGCCGCCGGGUUCUGGAAGGCCACCGGCCGGGACAAGGCCAUCUACUCCGCCGCCGGGUCCGGCCGCAUCGGCAUGCGCAAGACGCUCGUCUUCUACAAGGGCCGCGCCCCCCACGGCCACAAGUCCGACUGGAUCAUGCACGAGUACCGCCUCGACGACGCCGUCGCAAUACCGAGCAACCCCGCCAACCCCGGUGCCGGUGCCUACUACUCCGGCGCCUCGUCCCCGAUUCGUGGCGUCGCCGGGGACCAGUCAUCGGCGCAGGAGGACGGGUGGGUCAUCUGCAGGGUGUUCAAGAAGAAGAACAUCGUCGUGAGCCAAGGCCAGAACGGCGGCGGCGCGGCGUCCAACAAGCUGUCCGGCGCCGGCGCCGCCCCCAUGGAGCGCAGCCAGAGCAACUGCUCGUCGACGGUGACCACCAUCAGCAGCCACAUCAAGGCGGCGCAGCAGCAGGAGCACCAGCAGCACCAGCUGCUGCACUACUCCGCCAGCGACGACGCGCUCGACCACAUCCUCAGCCACUACAUGCAUGGCCGCUCGCCCCCGACGCCGUGCAAGCAGGAGACCAAGCCUGCGCCCAGCUCGGGGCUUGACCACCUGAUCAACAACACCGGGUGCCCGAACGGCACCCUGUACGAGCGGUUCAUGAAGCUCCCGCCGCUCGAGCACGUCGUCUCCGGCGGGCUCCUGCAGCCGCCGACCGAGUACGGCGGGGGCGGCUCGGGGAACAACAAUAGCAUCGGCACCGACUGGGACACGCUCGACCGGCUCGCGACCUCGUACGAGCUGAUCAACGGCCUCUCCGACUCCGACGUCGCGUCGGCCAGCAAGAACGGCGGCAUGGCGUCCUUCUUCGUGGACGGGCACGGCGGCGCCACCGUCACCGGCGCCGGGGACGGCGACCUGUGGAGCCUGGCGCGGUCCGCGUCGUCGCUCCACGCGGACUUGACGACGAUGAACUGAAAACGUACGGGUACGGCGGUGGUUAAUUGAACAAUUUGUCAAGAGUGUUUUUAGUGCGGGAGACGUACGUCGUGCCGCAUGCAUGCAUGCACGUACUACGCGCACUAGUAGCACUGACUCGACCGAUCGAUCUCUCUACGUACAUGCAUGCGUGCGUGCAUGGCCGGUAUUGUACGUACGUGAAUAAUUCCUAGCUAGGGAGGAGACAACAUCAAAGCGACGUGAGAGUGAGACUCAUGAGACCGGCCGGAGAGCUGAUCUUCAUGUGAAGGAUCAAAUUACACAACUGAGGAAGGACCGCGUGUGGUAGGAGACAAGAGUAAAUAUAUGUAUUGUUAAUUAAUCAUCACAGUACGUGUGCCUAUAGCUUAUAUACAUGGUACAGUAUAUGCUAUGAAAGCCCUUUCAAUCA
Molecule: messenger RNA, 2102 nt
Organism: Hordeum vulgare subsp. vulgare (domesticated barley)
Lineage: Eukaryota; Viridiplantae; Streptophyta; Magnoliopsida; Poales; Poaceae
Product: NAC domain-containing protein 66-like
Exons: 3
Coding region: 458-1690 (410 amino acids)
Biological process (GO): regulation of DNA-templated transcription
Molecular function (GO): DNA binding
Source: RefSeq, a predicted model, not a curated record